AUGGAGUUUGAAAACACUUAUGAUUGGGUUAGUGCAGUUGAUGGAUCUUGUCCUCGGUUCAUUUUGACUGGGUGCUAUGAUGGAUUGGACAGGGUAUGGAGAGGUGCUGGACAGUGCACGCAUAUGCUAGAGGGACACAGUGAUGCAAUUACUUCGGUUGGUAUCAUAAAUCAUGGAGAUACAGAUACUGUUACAGUGGCCACUGCCUCAAAAGAUCAAACUCUCAGGCUGUGGAAGUACUCUGAUACAGAAGGCAAUUUGGUGUCAAUUAAAAAGAGAAAAGUGAAAAAUGAAGCCGAGGAAUCUCAGUUAGAGGGGGAGUCUUUUUCUACACUUGUUGGCCAUACAAUGUGUAUCUGCUGUUGUUCACAAUGUGUAUCUGCUGUUGUUUGGCCAGAACGUGAAACAAUCUAUUCUGCAUCCUGGGAUCAUUCUAUUAGACGUUGGGAUGUGGAGACAGGCAAAGAUUCAUCAAAGAUAUUCUGUGGAAAAGCCCUCAACUGUGUACACAUUGGAGGAGAAGGUUCAGCUCUCAUUGCUGCCGGAGGCUCUGAUGCUAUCCUUAGGAUAUGGGAUCCACGAAAACCAGGAUCUUCUGCUCCUAUUUAUCAGUUCUCUUCUCACACUUCUUGGAUUUCGGCCUGCAAGUGGCAUGAUAAAUCUUGGUUUCAUUUACUUACCUCAUCCUAUGAUGGGAAAGUUAUGUUGUGGGAUCUAAGAACUGCGUGGCCUCUAGCUGUUAUUGAAUCACAUGAAGACAAGGUGCUAUGUGCUGACUGGUGGAAAAGUGAUAGUCUAAUCAGUGGUGGGGUUGACUGUAAGCUUUGCAUUUCUUCUGACAUUUCUAUCCUGUAAGGGAAGAAUUAUGAAGGUGUAAAGUAAUAUCUGGAGAACGUGAGAUGAAG
Molecule: messenger RNA, 905 nt
Organism: Jatropha curcas
Lineage: Eukaryota; Viridiplantae; Streptophyta; Magnoliopsida; Malpighiales; Euphorbiaceae
Source: RefSeq, a predicted model, not a curated record